Messenger RNA from Selaginella moellendorffii, 1364 nucleotides. Its product is annotated as RHOMBOID-like protein 13. Lineage: Eukaryota; Viridiplantae; Streptophyta; Lycopodiopsida; Selaginellales; Selaginellaceae. Gene Ontology annotation, cellular component: membrane. The record is from RefSeq and is a predicted model, not a curated record. Gene Ontology annotation, molecular function: serine-type endopeptidase activity. The transcript is spliced from 2 exons. Bases 115 to 933 code for a protein of 272 amino acids.
UUUUAGGGUUCCAGCGAAACCCUUGGCGCUUCCUUCCCCGCGCGGAGGUGAGGGGGAUUAUCAAUCCAAUCCAGCAAUGCGGCGCCGGCAGCUAUAGCAUUCGAGAUCUCUAGGAUGGGGCGGCCGCUCGUCUACGACAUCAUCGACAGGCCCGCUAGCAGCUGCCUGAUCGCGCUGUGCAGCGCGGUGUGGCUCUACAUCCAGCACCGGAGCAUCGGCUACGCGGAGGUUGGGAUGAGCUACGAGACGGUGGUGCUCCAGGGGCAGUACUGGCGGAUCCUCACCUCCUCCUUCUCGCACAUAAGCUUCCUCCACCUCGUCUUCAACAUGAGCGCACUGUGGAGCCUGGGCAUGGUGGAGGGCCUCAAGGGGAUCGGCCUGGGGGUCACCUUCUACGUCCACUACACGCUCCUUCUGGUGCUUCUCUCGGCGGCGCUCGUCCUGGGGAUCUACCACCUCCUCAUCCAUCGCUUCAACCUGGAGCUCUACAAGCGUGUCUCGGCGGUGGGUUACUCGUGCGUGGUUUUCGGCUGGAUGACGAUCCUGGCGUCCAAGCAGCCAUCGUCCAAGCUCGAGCUCUUCGGCCUCCUCUCGCUCCCCAUCAACUUUGCGCCAUUCGAGUCGCUGGUUUUCACGUCCAUCAUCGUCCCCAAGGCCAGCUUCCUGGGACACCUCGCCGGGAUCAUUGUCGGCUACUUGAUCGCGUGGGGGUCGAUCCAGGGGAUGACGAACUACUGGUUUGUAUCGCUGCUGGCGUGGAUGGUCUUGCUGCUCGGGCUCAGCAUCCACAGGACGUCGUCGUAUCAGUUUUGGUUUCUCCAGAUCGAGCCCGUCGCAGAUCCCAGCGUCCCGCAGCUCUCCAACUCUCCCACGCUGCUGCAAAACUCUUCGUUUGCUACUGCUCCACCGGUUUUUGGAAGCCAACUCGUUUGAUUCAGAUGGAAACGAAGUAGAGUUGACAACUCCGAGAGAGGCUCUUUGUUUCGCUCGAUUGUUUACCUAAGGCUCUGCGACUGCGUCCAAGUGCAUUGUCUUCGGUUCUCCACGUUUCAAAGAAUGGUAACUUCUUCUUGUCGUUCUGCUUUUGCUUUUUGUUCUUUCUCGUUGUGUGUAAACGUCUUAUGGUGCAGGGGCUCAAGAUGGAGGUGAUUCCACUCGCUCACAAAGCCAUUGAAAUUCCUCGGAGAUAGAACAGAAAAAGCGUCGUUUUUUUCUUAUUCUUUUCGAGCGAGAUUUACAGUGUCUGCGCAUUUGAGAAAGCUUGUCUGAACCUAGGUCCAAUUUAGGGUGUGAUCACCAACUACACCAUCCAAACAUUGUUCUUUAUUUCUUCAAGAAAUUAUAAAGACUUCACAUGCAGCUUU